AUGGUGCGGCUCGGGCUGGAGGAGGACGACCUGGUGCUCAUGACCAGCACGUCGCUCCCCAAGGCCACGUCCGUCAAGCUGCGGCCGCACACCAUGGAUUUUCUGGGAGCCAAGGACCUCAAGCAGCUGCUCGAGUUCAACGUCAGACUGAACACGCCGUGCGUGACGGUCGGCGACACGAUCGCCGUCGCCGAGGGGGACCGGCGGUACCUGCUGGACGUCGUCGAGGCCAAGCCCGCCGACGCCGUCUCCACCCUCGACACCGACUGCGAGGUCGACUUCGCGACGCCGCUCGACUACGUGCAGCCUCCUGCUCCGAUGCCAGUGAAAGUCGCUGCCGCCCCAUGCCAAGACUGCGCCCACGGCAGCGAGCGGCGGUUCGUCGGCGUCGGGAUAAGGAUGGACGGCAAGCCCGUGGAGCAUACGCCGGCCCCUGCGCCUGCGCCGGAGGCCGUUUCUUCGGGGGGUAAGGGGAAGAGUGCUAGUGAGCAUGUGCUUCGGUUCUUCGGCGGCCGCGGCUCGGUGGCGGUGCCACCUCCCGGCCCCAAGAUGGCGAAGAAGAAAGUGGACGGCAAGGAGGACAAGGAGGCCAAAUGGUUCACCGGCCAGAAGUAUACCCUCUACAAGACGCAAGCAACGACUGAAACAGUCAGCAGUUGA
This is a messenger RNA of Triticum dicoccoides, 660 nucleotides long. RefSeq names its product ubiquitin recognition factor in ER-associated degradation protein 1-like. Lineage: Eukaryota; Viridiplantae; Streptophyta; Magnoliopsida; Poales; Poaceae. The transcript has a single exon. The record is from RefSeq and is a predicted model, not a curated record. Gene Ontology annotation, molecular function: polyubiquitin modification-dependent protein binding. Gene Ontology annotation, cellular component: VCP-NPL4-UFD1 AAA ATPase complex. Gene Ontology annotation, biological process: ubiquitin-dependent protein catabolic process; ERAD pathway. Bases 1 to 660 code for a protein of 219 amino acids.